Polyodon spathula (Mississippi paddlefish) is the source of this 537-nucleotide messenger RNA. Its product is annotated as translation machinery-associated protein 16-like. Gene Ontology annotation, cellular component: nucleus. The transcript is spliced from 5 exons. NCBI's taxonomy places the organism in Eukaryota, Metazoa, Chordata, Actinopteri, Acipenseriformes, Polyodontidae. The record is from RefSeq and is a predicted model, not a curated record.
AUGUUAAAUAUCCCGCCAGCGACCUGGCUCUUUAACUCAGGCACUGUGAGAGACGUGCCAUACGUCAUUGGAAAGCAAACAUUCAGGCCUGUCAAACGAGGUCAGUGGUAUGCACCCCUGGUAGUCCCCUUGCUGGCCAUUCAAGCCAAAGUGAACAGCCCCAUCUUGUGCCACAUGAUCAGGCCGAAAGCACCUAAUGCGCUCAAAGGUAAAGGGGCAGUGGAGAAGAAAGUUGUGCACCCAUACAGUAGAAAAGCUGCUCAGAUGGCAAGAGGAGUAACCAAACAGGAAAAAAAAGAAAGGAAAAAGAAUGAGAAAGCUAUACGUCUCAGUUCUAUAGGGGAAAAACUGCUUUGGUUUCAGAGCCAACUUGAUCUCAGGAAAACUGAGUAUAGUAAGAAAGAAGCAUGUGCAAUUAUAGAAAGGUAUUUGCAUUGAUUUGACAGUGAGCUGGAACAGAUAAAAUUAGUGAAUGGCAUUAAAGGCUCCCGAGAGAAUGUCAUCAAACAGACCAUUGAACGGGAGAGAAUGCAAUAA